Molecule: messenger RNA, 5162 nt
Organism: Anopheles funestus (African malaria mosquito)
Lineage: Eukaryota; Metazoa; Arthropoda; Insecta; Diptera; Culicidae
Product: lactosylceramide 1,3-N-acetyl-beta-D-glucosaminyltransferase
Exons: 3
Coding region: 1137-2612 (491 amino acids)
Cellular component (GO): membrane
Molecular function (GO): hexosyltransferase activity
Source: RefSeq, a predicted model, not a curated record
CGUACGUUACUUUUCAAGCUAAAAACAGUUCUUUUUGUAUAGCCGAAGUGUGAGGGCGUGUGGCGUGCGUUGCAAUAGCAAAAGCUGCAAAAGUUUUAAGAAAUAAGCGUUUGUCGCUGGCAACUGUUUAGAAAUCGAGUGCUGUUCGGUUUGAAGUGUGUAUUUUCAUAAAUUAAACAGCAGUAAAUAGUGCACAGGCGUGUUCCAAAUGUCGCACCCAUCGACACGACACCGUCCCCGCAGAAGAGUUCAGUGAAAGUGUUGAAUUUUUAAUGUAGUGUUUUACAGCAAAAAACCGCACGCACCCUCUGUGCCUGUGUUCCUCCGGCACCCAACGAUUGCUAAACUUCUUUGCCGGUGCUGAAAAGUUUUGUUGCGUGUAUUUAGUUUUGUUGUUUAGUUAGUUUUCGUUUCGUUUAAUAACCGUCCCGUGCGCCGCGGUUUUGCAAAUAAGAAGCAGCUUCACAGCACUCGUUCUGUGUUCUGUGUGUUAAUGUGUUUCUGUGCCGCUUACUGUGCCCAUUACCGCAAGCAAAGUUUGCGCAUCCUCUAGCAUUCGACCAAUUUUUGUCCGCUCCAGCAACAAACGGUCACGAGCGUCGCGGUGACACGGUGGCAAUCGCAGUAAGCUUCCGAACGGCAUAAGAACCACGUCAAUCAUCAACAUCACGCGCGCUUCAGAAUAUUUGCCUGUUCCCACUGACCGAGUGACCGAUAAACCGGUCAGGCAGGGGCAGCAGCGGUAAAAGGAAGCAAAAAUCAUCCAAAUCGACAGGCACCGAACGAUUCGGGCCCGGGGUGGAAAUUGUCUAUCGCUCGGCUGCGUUGCUGGCCCCCUGCCAGGCGGGCACCGUAAUCAUCAUCAACAGCGUCAUCAUCAUCAUAGUCGACACCUCAACGAUAUUGGUGUGGCGUGAGGCAAUUACACCGGUGAAAAAGCAUUGAAGAACGGCCGGUGGGGUGGGGGGUGAAAAUCAAAUUCACACACACGCGCACGCACACACAUAAAGGCGCGCACAACACCUCCCGAGUGAGUUGAACGAGCGAAUGGACAAGCAUCAACCGGGGCUUUAGCUCUCAUGUUAGGCAAUUAAAUAAAAUGCGAUCAGUCGCAAAGCAGCGUUGAUCACACGAUCAUGUUCGAGCGCCGGCCGGUUCUGGGUGUGCUGGGUUGUCUGACGCUCGUGCUGACGAUAUGGCAGAUCUCACCGCGCGAUGUAACCAUCUACCGGGAGGCGACCUCUCCAUACCUACCAUCCGGUCAUUCGCCUCUCACCGCAUCGGUAUCCUCCGGGAAGCAAGUGGAACAGCAAAAGCUCCCGUACGAUAGCGAUGAAAGCAAUGCCAUCGAUGGCAGGAAAUCGCUCGUCGAUGUGUUACCACCGUUCGGCUACAGCAGCAGAGAGUUUAGCAGUGGCGGAACCAGCGGUACAUAUCUGAUAAAUCAAACGUCACCGGGUUGGUUGGUGGCCGCGGCAGCCGCUGCUGUUGCUGCAUCACCUAUCGGCAUCCGCACAAUUACACCCGGCCGCUACCGAUGGAAUGGUAUCGAACGGGUGCGAAGAAGAGAGGAGGUGGAGAGCAACGGUGCGGAGGAGCAGCCGGUCUCUUACAAAGCUCCUAGCCCUAGUAGCAGUAGCAUUAGCAGUAGUACACAGUCGACAGCAUCGUUAACAGUAGCUAGUACGUGGAUAGAUUCGUUGCCAAAUGAUGACUACACUAGUCUGAUCGAUCUGAAGGACUUUAAGUUCACGAUAAACUAUGAUUACUGCGGGACGGGGUCGGUUGGAAACAGCAGAAGACGUAGCCUUAAGCGUGCAGAUGCCUUACGGGGCACGCGGUCACCUGCGACGGCGUCGCCACCGCUAGUGUUAGUUCUAAUCCACUCGGCGCCCGCCAAUCUGGCCAAGCGCAAUACGAUCCGUGCGACCUGGGGCGAACCGGACGACCGGGCUCGUCUCAUCUUUCUCAUGGGCGCGGUCAAUUCCAGCGCUAGCCAGCGUGCCAUCGAGCGUGAAUCGCGCCUGCAUGACGAUAUUGUGCAGGGAAGCUUCGUCGAUGCGUACCGCAACAUGACGUACAAGCAUGUGAUGGCACUGAAAUGGUUCGUCUAUCACUGCCCCGGUGCGCACUACGUGCUCAAGACGGACGACGACGUGUUCAUCAACACGCCCGUGCUGUACAACGCGCUGGCGCGGGUUGUGCCGCAGCGUAACCUGCUGCUGUGCCAGCUAGUGACGAAGCUGAGCGUUAAGCGGACGCACCGGUCGAAGUGGUUCGUCAGCUGGCGCGAAUACCCGGCCCGCUACUAUCCACCGCACUGUCCAGGCUAUUCGAUCCUUUACUCACCGGACGUGGCGUGGCAGCUGUACCGCGAAGCGCAGCGUCAACCGUUCUUCUGGAUCGACGAUGUGCACAUCACUGGGACGGUGGCACAGCAGGUGAACGUUACCAUCACGCCGAUGGACGGUCUGUAUCUCGAUAGCGAAGCGAAGAGCGACCUUCUCGGUAACCGGGUUGAUGCUAGCCGUACGGUGUUCUUUUUUACCAACCCAAACCUUUCGAUGGAUGAGAUUCAACGGCUCUGGGAAACGGUUCGUCCUCGUCGAUAGCAUGCGCACACCGUCUUACAUAAUGUUUUGUGAUAAGGAGUUUGAGAGUACCUCGUGAGGCAAAGGAUUGAGUUUUUUUUGCAAAAUUAUUUUCACACAUGCACAUUUUUUAUGUUAUUUUGAUUGGUUCACUCAGAAUUGAGAUAAAGUGCUAUAUAUGUUAUGUUUUUUCUAUUACUUAUCACGCGUUUAUGGUUUAUAUUACUAUUUUUUUAACUCCACUAAGGUUAUCUACUUCUUUCGUACACUUUAUGUUCAUUUUCUAUCGAAAAGUAUUCAAGUUUAUAGUGUUGAAUAUGAAUUCCUUUUAAUAUGUCCUUGAAAUGAUUGAAGAAAAGUUCCUUAAGCCACUCAGUGUUUCAUCCAAAAUAUGUAUAUCGCAAAUGUGAUGGUUAUGUCAUUUUCGGCUGUUUAUUACACAAAGGUAAAGCUGAUCCGUAUCCCGCGUGGGUUUAGUUUUCUUUCUUAAUAUUCGCACUGUAUCUUUCUAACGCAACAAAAACAUUCAUUUGCCCAUGUAUGCAUUCAAUAGAGCAGCUCCCGGAUGGAAGUAAUAAAUAACUUGUGCAUUCUAGAAAGUAAAAACAGCAUCUAAACCAAAACAAACUAACUAUAAGGCGAACAGAAGAAUGAACAAACUUGCAUAGGCAUAAUGUCUUGGAAUUAGAAAAAUGCAAUCCAACGCUCAAAGAUCUUAAUAGGAAAGAUAGUGAAAUAAACCGUCGUAUGUAUUGUGUUAACGAUAAAUGAAAGCCAUAUAUUUAUAAACCGUAGGACUCGCACUGCUGCUCAGGAUCGGGAUAGGAUCGGUGCGCGCGCAAAACAGACUGUGUGAAGAAAACAAAAAAUCCGUGUGCACAACUAGGAAUCUAAUACUUAAAAGAACUUGUCGACUGUUUUAAAAGCUAGCUUGUAGCAUUAACGAAUUGUGCUAUGAUUCAAUCGACCGAUCAUGUGCACUAUUUAGAACUAUGUUUCAAGAGAUAGAACGGAAUAUGCAUAGGUUGUUGGAAAUGAAAGGAAUACGAUAGAAAAAUAAGGACAAAUGAACGUUAACAUAAAGCGACCAUCACAAAAUGGACAGAAGUGGAAUUAAAAACUGACAUUUACGAACGUUACAGUGAGUCACGGCGUCCACGUGGACGGGUACUGUAUAUAAAUGAAACAAACCUAAGAGCUUUGAAUCGAUUUACAACUAUUUUGUUAAAUUUUGUGAUUUUUGUGAUAAAUGUGCUAGGUUUAUUGUGUAGAACGGCAUGCUGAGAGUUUUCUGUAUAUGGUUCAAUGGUUUUAGAAGCUCACUAAGAAGAGGAGUUAGAAUUUUAUUUGUGUCAUGGCUUAAGUUUACCGCUUGUUGCAAGUUAGUUAACAUUUUUUCUAUUUUUUUCGUUUUGUUUAAUGGGAUUCCGAGACCGAUUUGUUGCGUCAGUUUUAUCAAUAUAAGCUGGAUUUUGGUUGUUGAAGAUUUUUUUUUAACUCAUGGCACACAAUUAAACAAAUGGUCCCUCUAAUCAGCUGCGCACUAGGCAUAAAUAGUAUCAAAUGCACUAAACGUUAGCAAACAUUUAUUAUCUUGUUCUUCAGAUCCAUUUUCCUUCACGCGUAAUUUUAUAGAUCGUGCUCUUAAACGCACCGUUGCAGUAGCUUGUUAUUGAGGCAAAACAGUAGUGUGGUCAAGAAAACAAAAUAUAUAUGUAGAUAAGCAGAAUAGGUUUCCAAGUUUUCUAUUCCAUUUCCUUCUUUCCAGCGAGAACUGAGUACAAUCUAAAUUCUACAAAUGAGCGCGUUUACUCGUCAUUCAAAAGUAUAUAACUGCAAGAAGUUGUAAGAAAUGUGCGGGGCGGGAUAGCAAAUGUAGGAGAAAUUAACAUUAACAUCUUCCAACGUUUCGUAGUAUUUCCAAUUCUAGCGCAAACGUGUAUUAAAAUCUCGGCUAGCCGGCGUUGCCGUGUCGGUUGAGACUAUUGAGAAUAAUCAAGAACUUUAUUCGGUACAUUUUUUUUCUCCAUCAACUAAUGAGAUUGGUAGGGCACAAUGUACUAAUUCUGACAUACUGUAGCAAAACCUGACGUUCGAGUAUCUCUUCUCAUGUUAAAAUAUUAUUCAAUCUUUGGGAGCAAUACGAUACAACUAGGGUCAUACUGCAAGGAAAAAAAAUCGUCGUUCAAAUGAAGAUCAAACAUACAUAAAGAAAGAAAUUUACCUAACCGUUAAUGUAGCUAGAUAAAAACCUCUAUUUCUUGUUAGUGUAGCAUAAAGUACGGGCGAAAGUGAAGGAAUAGUAAACGAAAUGAUAUUGAAAUUGAAUGAACAAAAAUUAGACGAUUGAUACUGAUGUGAAUGUAUUGAUAUAUUUUAAAAAGUUUAUUGUGCGAAACAGAGGAAAAGUGAUUGCAGGUUAGGGUUCGGAAUGGAAAUGUUGGGCAAAAGAAGUUGAUACCGAUAGCAAUCCUCGAACUGUAAUUUCUUGCGAAGAAACGACUGCGAAACAUGUAGUUUGUAUGCCGGCAAAGAAACAAACAAAGAAAAGUGCACGUGAGCAAAGGUAAA